AUGGCGAUUAAUAUCGAACACCUUGAUCUUGAUGACCUGGACUGGGUUGAUGACCUGGACUGGGUGGCUGAUGGUUGUCCUGCUGAGGAUAUUCGGAAGAAACUCGAUGAGUUGUUUGCGUCAUGGGUCGGACACCUUGUGCGUGGUGAGCGGGCUCCUGCAAGGAGUCAUCAGCCCGCGGCAGGUGUUACGAACCUUAAUUGUGAGUUAGAUACCCGAAGGCGUAGACGAGCGCAAUACAGUGCAAUUCAACACUUGUAUGGCCGUAAACCAUCUGCGGCCGCGCAUAAGGUGCUGGACGGGUCCUGGGAGUGCAAUGACCCUUGUCCAAUGCCUACUCUAGAGGACUUCAGAAUGGCCUGGCAGCCUAUCUUUGAGACUCCAUCUAUCAAAGAUAACAGACGGCCGACAUGUGUUGGACAGGUGAAGUGGGAAAUUGUUAGUCCGGUUACACCUGGUCAGUCUGAACAGGUCUUAACCGAGGGUGCCUCUUCGGCGCCUGACCCGGAUGGGGUGAAGUUGAAGGAUGUCAUUGGACUCCGGAUUGGAGAGCUUUGUAGCCACUUUAAUCUGUGGCUACUUUGUGGAAGUCAGCCCAGCGCCAUGUGCGUGGGUCGUACGAUCUACAUCCCAAAGGGCUCAGAGUCUAGUAAUGCGCUGAAGUAUCGCCCAAUAACCAUUGCCUCUCAUAUCUUACGAGUCUUUCAUAAGAUCAUGGCUCGAAAUUUGAUGUGUUCCUGCCUCUGA
Messenger RNA from Paramuricea clavata, 747 nucleotides. Lineage: Eukaryota; Metazoa; Cnidaria; Anthozoa; Malacalcyonacea; Plexauridae. The record is from the annotation of a GenBank genome assembly.